Messenger RNA from Psilocybe cubensis, 936 nucleotides. RefSeq lists its product as uncharacterized. Bases 1 to 936 code for a protein of 311 amino acids. Lineage: Eukaryota; Fungi; Basidiomycota; Agaricomycetes; Agaricales; Agrocybaceae. The record is from RefSeq and is a predicted model, not a curated record. The transcript is spliced from 6 exons.
AUGGAAGGGUGGAACAAGAUCUCGUCCAGUCUCAACAGCAUCAACUUUGCCCAAGCUGGCACAAAGUUCACAAAGGGCUUCAGCUCGAGCGUGCAGGCCACCCGAGAGCGUCUCGGACAGGUCUCGCCAGAUGAGAUCACCGAGCUUCCGCAGGAGUACAAGGACCUCGAGGCCCGUGUCGACGCCCUGCGCGCCGCACAUCUCUCCAUGCUCAAGAUAACCAAAGUCUACGAAAGCGAGUCGUACGACUACCCCGUUCAGAUCCAAGAGUCCAUCUCCGAGCUGUCCUCGUCUAUCGGGUACAACAUCACCUCGUUCGCCGCGUCCAACCUCAAGGGCACCAACUUGCCCGUGGCUGCACCCUCCGCGCCGCCCGCCUCGCAGCACAAGACGCUGCCGCACGCGCUCACCCGCGCAGCGCACGCAGCGACAACCGCCGUCACCUCGACUGCCGCAGGCGACUCGGACAAGCUCGGCAAGGCCCUCAACCUGUACGCGAGCGGGUGGGACAAGGUCGCUGCCGCGCGCCUUGACCAGGACACAUCCAUCCAGGAGAACUUCCUCCACCCCUGGCAGACCACGCUGAACUCAUCGCUUGCCGUCGCAAUCAAGGCGAGACAGGCUGUCCGCGUCAGCAGGCUCGAGCUCGAUGCUGCUAAGCAAUCAUUGAAGAAUGCCAGCCCCGCUAAACAAGAGCAAGCUCGCCUUGAAGUCGAGAACGCCGAAGACGAUCUUGUCCAAAAGACCGAAGUCGCCAUCACACUCAUGAAGACCGUCUUGGAAAACCCUGAACCCAUCAAGAACCUCAACGAGCUCGUCAAAGCACAGCUCAUGUACUUCAGCAUCGCCGCCGAAGCACUCUCCUCCGUCCAGGGCGAGAUCGAAGAACUCAGCGUCGCCGCCGAAGGCGAAUACAGGAAGUCCCGGGACCACUGA